Messenger RNA from Columba livia (rock pigeon), 3562 nucleotides. RefSeq names its product GULP PTB domain containing engulfment adaptor 1 (gene GULP1). Lineage: Eukaryota; Metazoa; Chordata; Aves; Columbiformes; Columbidae. Bases 412 to 1512 code for a protein of 366 amino acids. The transcript has 14 exons. The record is from RefSeq and is a predicted model, not a curated record.
CCGCGAGGUGCCGGCGAUGCCGCUUCCAAAUCCGCUCCGUGUCGGGCGGCGGGAGGCAGGGGGAGCCCGGGAGCAGCGGCGGCCCGGCCCGGCGGGCAGCGAGCCCGGCAGGCAGGCGGGGUCCCCCGCCCGCCCGCGCUGACGUCAGGAAACUUUCUCCGCGGCUGAGGCGAGACCGGGCCGGAGCGGACGCCGUGUGCCGGCGCGGCGGGACGGCCUCCAUCACCUCGGCAGUACAUGAGAAACUAUAAAGCAGCAAUGACAAAGGUUCAAAAAUGUUGACAAGUGAUCUGUUCCACAUCUGAAUUAGUGUCUGCUCUAUACCUUGGCAAGAAAUUUGAAUGCACAAGGGUUAAAGUGGGUGGAGAAAACUAAACCCAGAAACAUCGUUGACUGGAUAGAUUUUUCAACAUGAAUCGAGCUUUCAGCAGGAAGAAAGACAAAACAUGGAUGCACACUCCUGAAGCCUUAUCAAAGCAUUAUAUUCCCUAUAAUGCAAAGUUUCUUGGCAGUACGGAAGUGGAACAGCCCAAAGGCACAGAAGUUGUAAGAGAUGCUGUUAGAAAAUUAAAGUUUGCAAGACAUAUCAAAAAAUCUGAAGGCCAGAAGACCCCCAAAGUUGAAUUACAAAUCUCAAUCUAUGGUGUAAAAAUUCUAGAUCCAAAAACAAAGGAAGUCCAGCACAACUGUCAGCUCCAUAGGAUAUCAUUUUGUGCUGACGAUAAAACUGACAAGAGAAUAUUUACUUUCAUAUGCAAAGACUCAGAAUCAAAUAAGCAUCUGUGCUAUGUAUUUGACAGCGAAAAGUGUGCUGAAGAGAUAACUUUAACAAUUGGUCAAGCAUUUGACUUAGCUUACAGGAAAUUUCUGGAAUCUGGUGGAAAAGAUGUUGAAACAAGGAAACAAAUUGCAGGUUUACAGAAAAGAAUUCAAGAAUUAGAAACUGAAAACACAGAACUGAAAAAUAAAGUUCAAGAUUUGGAAAACCAGUUAAGAAUAACACAAGUACAUGCAUCUCCACUGCUGCACAUAAAGUGUGAUAAUGAUGAACAUAUGUUUCAAAGACCUUCUACUUUUUUCUGGUGUAACAAUGAGGAUUCGCCUCCUUGUUUAGAUAUCUCUUCCAUUACACUUACUCCUAGGAGUUCUCCUGACUCUAGACUAUCAUCUGGAUUGUUAAUACCACCACCUUCAAAAAGUGGUCUUCCAAAGCCAACCAGUGAAUACAGCUGCCCAAGACCUCGUGCAGGCAGUGUGACACCUAAAUCACCCUCCACUGACAUCUUUGAUAUGGUUCCCUUUUCUCCCAUAUCCCCUCAGUCAUCAACACCUACUCGCAAUGGUACACAGCCUCCUCCAGUACCCAGUAGAUCUACAGAGAUCAAGAGAGACCUUUUUGGAGCAGAACCUUUUGACCCUUUUAGCUGCGGAGCAGGAGAUUUCCCUCCAGACAUUCAGUCCAAACUAGAUGAGAUGCAGCGUCAGCGAUGGAGGGGUUCAAAAUGGGAUUAACUCUUGAAGGAACAGUAUUUUGUCUUGACCCACUAGACAGCAGGUGCUGAUGCCAAGAAACUAUAUGUGAAAUUUCUACGCAGUGGUGGUUUUUCUGAGGUUUUUUUUUUUUUUUCCUGAACACAUAUUCACAGAUAUUAUCCAUAUGCCAAAAAUUGCUUUUUUCACAUGUAAACUCUUGUGAGAUUUGCUUCUGUAAAAAUCCCAUUUAGUUCCAGUCUUUCCCUGUACAAAUGUAAAAAGUUGUAUUUGUUUAUGAAAUAUGAAUUAAAUUUCUCUCUUGUGUUUCUUUCUCUCAUGCUUUGGCCUGCAGUUGCUAUGCUAUAUGACUAUUAGCCUGGAGAAGUUCUUCAGAAAGCUCACACAUACCUCUCUCUGUUUGCAGAUAUGCAAGCAUGAUUUUUACAUAAUACUUUACUUGGCAGCAUUUUGAAAUUAAGUUUUUAAGCCAUUAUUUAAUAAUCAACCAGUAAAAAGGUUAAUAUCUAGUACAAAAAGUUCAAAUAGCCGUGGAAAGUACUAACCAUUAAUAUAUGCUUAAAAGCUAAAUCUGGAUGCCGUGUAAUUGAUUUCUAUUCCUGUGUGUGGUUAUUAUGCUGUAUAUAUGUUAUUAGUUUAUAAAAUCCGAAGAUUUUUAUGUCUUUAAUUCAUGUUUUAGAUACUAACAAAUUGUUAGUAUGCUAAUUGGUAUUUAAUGAGCAUAGAACUGCUGCUAAAUUGCAGAAUGGACAAAGUAACUGCCCUUUGGUUUGAUAUUUUAUAGCUGAACUGUAAAGUAUGUAACUUGGAACUCAUGACAUGAUCACCAUAACUUAAAAAUAAGAUUAUGGUCUUGCAUUUCCUUAGGAACUGGCAUGAUUUUGUGUGUAAGCAGGCACUCUGUGUUGACCAGCCUCAAUUCUCUAAGUGACUUCCAACACCUGAGUGUUUAUAGUCAGGCUCCUUUCUUUUUUCACUGUCUGCUUUGAUGACAUCUGUCUUACUAUAAUUUUGAAGCUUGCUGCAGAAGUUCAGUGUAUGUCUUUCAUACCCACUAGUUGUUCAUGUCACACCAAAAUUUCCAGUUGCGAGUUUAUUGUUGACCUAUCUAUGCAUACUUUUCAUUAGGUUUUCACAUAAGCAAUAAAAUAACAUCUUAAACUUAUCUCAGAAAUGUAUUAUCAUUAGUGUUUUGAUGCCUAAGCUCCACAUUAGUUGAAUUAAAAAACUUAACUCUUAUAUUUUGUCUUCAAAACAUAGAGGUGUGGAAAAAGAAAAAUCAGAUUUUUUUUUUUAUUAUUGUUAUUAUUUUCAUUCCUUUUUCAUGAGAGGUUUUUUUGUUGUACUUAUGGUUUUGUUCUUAGCGGUUAUGUUUUGCACCAAAAAUGCAUUUUGCAAAUUUGUCAUCACAUGUAUAUCUUUAUGCCUUGUUCAACAAAGUACUUAUGCAUAUACUUUGAAGUCCACUGAAAUGAAUGGGAUUAUUCCUUUGCUGAGUUUGACGUGUGCUCCGGUACCUUGCUGAAUGGAGGCCUUCCCAUCCUGCAUUACGUUAGUCUUCCUCUCUCUCUGUUCAACAUUGAUAUAGUGUGUUAUAUAUAAAUAUAUAUAUAUAUAUAUAUAAAAAUAUAUAAAAUCACUAACAAAUAGAAUAGUAUAUGUUUCAUAAAGAAAAGUCUUUAUAAUUUUGUUUGUCAUAUAGUAUUUUGGAAUUUGUAUAAUGAGGAUGUUUAGUAGCCAUAGCAAUGGCCUUUUUUAACAAAUAGAAUUUGUAUUUUUAUUGUACUUUAAAAAGCUUUGCAUAAUAAGCAUCUAUUUAGUGGUCAUUUAUUAUCAAUGGUAACACUAAGAUAAUAUUUGCACAUUUUAAGAAACCUUUUUCGUUACUGAUUUUUAUGAUAGUUGACUGCAAAUGGCAUGGUUAAAUAUUACAUACUUGGUCAAUCCACACGAAAAUACUUACAUCAAUGCAUUUUUAAUAAAAAGGUUAUGUGAUCCAAUUGGAAACUGUAUUUCUAUGUAAUCUCAAAUGUCUGUUUAAUUUUGCCUAAAAUAAAUGUUUUUAAAUAAA